GAUAUCUUCAAUAUGAAGACACAGCUUGUGUUUGUCUUUAUACUGUUCCUUCUCAAGCACAAAGUCACCUACGCUACGAUGUGGCCGACUCAAGGAUAUUCAGAGAUUGACGUGUACUUGCAAGGAUUCACUCUUGAAUCGUCCAAGGUGGAAACAAUCUUUGAAUGUUACAGAAAGUGUGAGGACAACAUAAAUUGUGCAAGCAUCAACAUGAACCUGACGAACAAGACAUGUGAACUGAAGUACUCUACCAAGACCAGACACCCAGAGAAGAUUGUUAGCCAACAAAACACCAUCUACAUGAAGAUACGGGAUGCUCUCGGGUUUUCUCCUCAUAACCCAAUAUUAUCCUGUAAAUGGUUCAAGAACAUUGAAAACCAGGCAAAGUCAGGCGUUUACUGGAUGAAAUUCAAUGAGCCAUCCUCUGCGCCAUUCCAAGUGUUCUGUGACAUGACCACAGAUGGAGGAGGCUGGACCCUUGUCUACAGCUAUACAUUUACUCAGUACAGUGCGUUUCAUUCACCUGCGAACGCAGUCACUUUAAUGCCACACUGGCCUGUGGACACGUCUUCUUAUACAUGGGUGCCACAGUCAACGACAACCCCGCUCAGUGAGUCUUCUCGCACGGCCAUGGAUUUUUCUCUGUGGAAAAAGAUUGGUAACGAGUUCCUUCUGAAGCCUAAUAUCACUAACUGGGUAGCCUGUGUAGAAGGAACCGGAAGUCUUGUGAACUUUGUGGCAGGAAGUCUGACGUGUAGAGUUGUCAAGGCCAUUACACCAACCUGUACCACUGUCGCUCCAAACUCGUUCAUAAUUCUUCAAUCUUGUGGGCCAGUUUUAUCCUUGAAUACUAAUUAUUACAUUGUAUUAAAUGGAAGAACCGACCGUUUCUGGCCUGUCCAUGACCCUUGUAGCACCACAUCUCCUGGUAAUCACCUGACCAAUGUAGCCAAUCCUGGUGAAGCGAUUUACAUUCGCUGAGAGAGGAAUACAUCAUAUUGAUACCUUCCACAUGGGGAUUAUGCAAAGACAGAAGACUCAACAUAUAAGCCUACUCGGUUAACUCUAUAACUGUAAUGUAUGCACGGUCUAAAACAUAUCAUCCGGGACUUGUUGAGUCGACAAUAAUAAAGAAUAACUGAGUGAAAAAUUAAUAUUUGAAUAACUUAAAAUGCACCUGUCAACUGUCUAGCUAUGAGGCUAUUCUAGCUCAUCAUUACGAAAAAUAUUGAAGAAAAAUAGCCUACUAUUAUACUAUCUAAUGUUACGACACGAUAAACGAUAGCUCUGAUUUGAUCAUGACGGUGCUAUGGCAAGGCAUUCUCAUAAUAGCGAUUAUUUCAGGUGCUGUGAUUGUUGGUUGAGUUGAUGUAAUGAAAUCAGUAGCGUAACAGCCUUCACAGUCCUACGAAAUCAAGUUUACAUCACAUCACUGCAUAUUUAAGGCCUGGACGAAAACACGAUAUUUAUUCCUUGUA
This is a messenger RNA of Actinia tenebrosa (Australian red waratah sea anemone), 1478 nucleotides long. RefSeq lists its product as uncharacterized. The record is from RefSeq and is a predicted model, not a curated record. Gene Ontology annotation, molecular function: oligosaccharide binding. NCBI's taxonomy places the organism in Eukaryota, Metazoa, Cnidaria, Anthozoa, Actiniaria, Actiniidae.